AUGAGCGAGGAGCCACACGCGCUCUCCAGUGCCACCCAGUUCUGUACUCAUCUUCAAGACUGGAACGGGCGGACGGCAGAGGACAGGAGUGCAACGCGUCAUGACAGGCGCGAGGUGCAGCCCCAGGUGCGGGCAGGUGUGGGGUCUCGUCCUUACGCUACUUUUGGUGAGCCGGCCGGCCACCACCAAAGUCUUACAGCCAAAGAAAGGACUGGAGUCAAGCCCCUUGACGGAGGUGAAGGUCUUGGAGGGGGCAAGGCGGUGCUGCCGUGUGACGUCUCGCCUUCCAUCGCUGACGACGACACUAUACUAGUCCUCUUUUACCGAGGUUCCUUCAAGACGCCCAUCUACAGCAUCGACGGGCGGAGCGGACCGGUGCGACGAGGACAGCACUGGUCAGACGAGAAGGCGCUGGGGCGGCGGGCCUACUUGGAGCUGACGGGUCGCACACCUGGCUUAGUGAUCCAGGCUGUGCGCGCCAUGGACCAAGACCUCUACCGCUGCCGUGUUGACUACGACAUCCACCCCACCAGGAAUGUGCGCGUGCAGCUCAAUGUGAUAGUGCCGCCGAAGAGAGUGCGUGUAGUUGGCGAGGCGGGGGUGGAAGUGAGCGGCGUGAUAGGCCCCUACCCCGUGGGGUCCUCCCUCAUCCUGCACUGCCGUGUGGAGAAUGGUCGGCCUCCCCCAAUGGUGACGUGGUGGUCAACGACAACCCUGCUGGACAACGUGAGCGAGGAGCAACGAGGCGACUUCACCGUCAAUACCCUGACCCUGCCAACACUCACCCGCGAAGACCUCAAGCGUGUCCUUACCUGCCAAGCCGCAAACUCCAACCUGUCGGCCCCCUCAGCUGUCACCCUCACCAUCGACAUGACCUUUCCGCCAGUGAUGGUGAAGAUCUUGGCGCCGCAGGGAGAGCUGGUAGAGGGUCGCCACUACAAGGUGGUGUGCGAGGCGUCCGGCAGUCGCCCCAAGGCUGAGAUUACCUGGUGGAAGGACGGCAUGCUUAUGACGGACGCCACUACGCAGGUUUUCCAGGAGGGUAAUGUGAGCCGGUCCACGCUGCAGCUCAAGGCCUCUCUGGCAGACCACGACAAGACAGUGCUGUGCCGCGCCAAGAAUCCGUUGCUGCCCGCCCAGGUGAUCGAGGACGGCCUCAAGCUGGACGUCAGGUACAAGCCAAGACUUUCCCUGGCUGCUGGACUAAACCUGGACAUGAACGACAUCAAAGAGGGAGAUGACGUGUACUUCGAGUGUGGCAUAAAGGCGAACCCACGAGUGUACAAAGUGCUGUGGUAUCACGACGGGAAGGAGCUGAGUCAUAAUGUGUCCGCCGGGAUCAUCAAGAGCAACCAGAGUCUAGUGCUGCAGCGGGUGAGUCGCCGCUCCUCGGGCUACUACACUUGCUCUGCCGCGAACCUGCAGGGCUCAGGCGACUCCCGGCCCGUGGAACUCAGCGUGAAGUUUGCUCCCACGUGCCAGGCCGGUCAGAAGGUGGUGUACGGCGCAGGCAAGCACGAACAACUCAACGUUACGUGCAGUGUGGAGGCGCACCCACCGCCGGACUCGUUCAGGUGGGCGUUCAACAGUUCGUCAGAGGUGGAGGAGCUGGCCAGCGGAGACGUGCACCGGGUGGAUUCCGAGACAAGCCAGGUGACGUACACUCCACGCUCACACCUACACUACGGCUCCCUCCUCUGCUGGGCCACAAACAUCGUAGCCCGCCAGAUCCAGCCCUGCAUCUUUCACAUCAUCCACGCCUCCCCGCCAGACCCUGUUAACAACUGCACGGUGAAAAAUAUCAGCUCGACGGGUGUGGGCGUGCGGUGCCAAGCGGGGUGGGACGGAGGCCUGGCGCAGACCUUCACCCUCUCCGUGAGUCAAGCAAGGGGGCACACGAGGGGCCAGGACACCAAAAAAGCCCCUAGAGUGCUGGCAAACACUUCCACCUCCCCAAGACCUGAAUUUUCCCUGACGGGCCUCGAGCCGGGCACAGAGUACGUACUCACCAUCCACGGCACCAAUAAGAAGGGCCAGAGUGAGCCUGUGAGACUCGCCAUCUUCACUCUCAAGGAUGUGGCGGAAAAGCGCACGAGUCCAGGCGUGGGAGUGGUUGGCCUCGCUCCCAUCGUGGGCGUGGCAGCUGGCGUGGCCAUGUCGGUGGUGGUGACGUGUGUGGUAAUGGUCGUGGUGGUGAAGGUGCGACAGCGCUCCCUGCCUCGCCCUGAAGUGAAGAUGGUGUACAUGAAGGGGGCAGAGGGGCCAUCCCAGGGCAGGGGCCAGGAGGAGCCGAGCGAGGGUGGCGACGAUCCUAAUCCAGACCUCAUUCCCGUCAAUCACGACCACCAGGUGAAGGACACAGCUCAGGUGUUCAAGGGGGAGGUGUCUCCUGAAGGCUCCUCGUCCCACGACCAGCGUGAAGACUUUUCCCGGGACAUGGCUCACCCUGACCUGCAGAGUGACUUGCAGCGAGAAGACCCUCCAGCUGGUCAGUCCUACGGAUCUUUCUACACCCCGCCACUCUCACUCCUGCGGCAGAGGUCAUCACUGCUGUCCCGCGACGGUGACCCACUCUUGCAAUUGGGUCACGGGUUGGUUUCCUCCUCCCCGCCGCCUCCUGCACCCCGCUCGUCCACUUACACUCUCUCGCAUGAUCUCCCUUCCUAUCCCCACAUGUCUUCCACGCCCUCUUCCCCAACAUACCCCAGCGAGCUGGCUUCCCUACACAUAUCCUUCCCCGCAGACACAUCCUACAGCCACCCCUCAGCUUCCAUGUCCCGCACGCAGCCGCUAUUACCUGUAUCUUAUAGGAACCAGUUCUCCACACUUCCUUCACGCUCCUAUGCCCAUCAUCGCUUUAGCUUAGGGCAGAACGAAAUCUUGGGGCGCGGUACACCUACUCUGUCUUCAGUGAGACGCCGCGGAUCCACUUCUAUGGUCGCCGGAAGUCCCGAAAGAGAGAUGACGCUGGCUCAAUUGAUAGACCCUAAAACUGGCCUGGACUUUGGUUCCAGCCAGCGAGAGAGUUCUGUGUAGACGAAAACUACGUAAUGGAGCACCAUUUUGAAAAGAGAAAAUUAAAAACAAGAUCAACUGAGGAACCGCCGUGUGUAAGCUACGCAGUGUACGAGGAUGAGCUACAGCUGAUGUGGUCCUCUUCCAACGAAGCUUAGAUAUCAAAACAAAUUUAUCUUCCAGAAUUAGAAAUCUGUAAAAAAUAAUAAAGCCUUAGUUGACUUUUUUUCUUAUUUUAAGAAAAUCGAA
Molecule: messenger RNA, 3264 nt
Organism: Portunus trituberculatus (swimming crab)
Lineage: Eukaryota; Metazoa; Arthropoda; Malacostraca; Decapoda; Portunidae
Product: nephrin-like
Exons: 16
Coding region: 1-3036 (1011 amino acids)
Molecular function (GO): protein binding
Source: RefSeq, a predicted model, not a curated record